AUGAUCAUCGAACUUGGUUGUCCAUAUCGACAGGUUAAUUACAAAGGGAGAACCGUCUUGCACAUUGCAGCAACAAUAGACGGGGACCCUGGUUAUGAUAAUCAUGGAAAGGCCAUGACUCGACUAGAGUUUUUCCUCCAGCCAUCCAUGCAUUUCGAUGUAAACGCAAGAGACAAUGACGGAAUUACUCCAUUACAUCUAGCAUCAGCUGUUUCGGAUGUGAAUGCCCUGACUUUGAUUGAACACGGCGCUGAUGUUCAGGUUAAAGACCGCCAAGGUCGUAUCCCUCUUCAUUAUGCUGCCGAGGCAGGUCAAAGCAAUGUCGUUGGUCUAUUGACGGAGAUUCACCAGCAACAGUCAAUUUCAAUUGAUCAACAGUGCGUCAAAAGAAGGUCUGCCUUGCAUCGGGCCUCUCGGUCAGGCAACUCGGAGGCAGUCAAGCUUCUGCUCGAUGCAGGCGCAAACCCCUCCUUGGUCGAUGAGCGAGGGCGAACAGCCUUGCAUGCAGCUGCGGAAUUCGAAGAACAAACCCACGCUCAGAGAUCGCAGACUCGAUACAAUGCCGAGCCUCCUUUGUUGAUGAAACCAAAACCUCGUUUCCAAGACAUCAGGAAAGAUCCCUGGUUGGCGAAGGAUGCAUUAUCUCGCAUGGAGCUUGAAAUCUCGGACGAAGAAGAUGUCAAAGACAUUCGACAGGUGGUUCGUUACCUCCUUGCUGCCGGAACAGAUCCUCACCAAACUGAUGAGUUUGGUCAUCGGCCAUCGGACGUGGCUGUGAUGCUGAGAUGCUUCCCGGUUGUUGAUGAGUUGAAACACUCCAUCACUGAGCCCGUAUUGCAAGCUUUGAGUCCACUUCAUGAGUUACUAAUGACCAUGAACGAUGCUCAGAUUCAGAAGUUGACAGAGUCCGUUCAAGUGCCAGAUGAUAAAGUUCAAUUUCUGGAGCAGGCUUUUGCAACGGGCAACGAUCGUCUUGUUGAGGAGCUUGUCCGAUGCAAAAGUCUGAAGCUGGUUGAGGAAGAGGGAAGGCGACAAAAUUCGAGUUUGUUCUGUCUCGCAAAAUUGGGUCUGACAUCGAUGAUGGAGCGACUAUUACCUUAUGUGGAAAAUGUCGCAGAUCUGCUUCCUUCUCUGAUGGAGCAUGCAGCUAAGCGGUCUCUAUGCAACUUAGAGAUGGUUAAGCUUCUGGUUAAGCAGUCAAUGAUACAUCCAGACAUCGUCUCAGAAGAGGGACUACAGCCUGUCUCCUCAGAUGUGUCAAAAGAUGUGCUUCAGGGAAACAAAUCUAGAUUUACGACAUCUUUGAUUGAAUUCUCGGCUGGCAGACACUGGUGGCACCCUCGUGCCCUUGCAAUCCUUCUGGAGGCUAGUGAAUAUUUGGAAGGGAGUUUACAAGAUACAACUGGUGCUCUUCAGAGCGCCUUGUCGCCUUCAAGUGGCGCUGGGUUCAUACCACGCCAUAAAUGGAACAACCAAACACUUGAAAUACUGCUUAAAGAUGGCGCCGAUCCCAAUGGUUCUCAGGAGAAGCGUGAUUGUGCACCUCUGACCGCGGCCAUUCGGGGUCAGUGUGAUGUAGAAACCAUCAAACUCCUUAUCAAUCACGGGGCGUCGCUGCAAAACAGACUAGAAAAUCCUAUUAACUGGGCAAUCUACAGUCAUAACCUUGCCGUCCUCGAGAUACUCUUGGAAGCUGGCGCUGAUCCGAACAAUCCAGAAGAGGGCGACCGAUUCCCUUUGCUACAAGCCGGUGAAAAAUCGAGACACGGCCAUGGCGAUGCUGCCUUGUCUCUUCUCCUCAAAUAUGGCGCAGACCCUCUCCGGUUGACAAAGGAUGGAUCGACAGUGUUUCAUCAAAUUUGCUGCCGCAAUUAUCCGGUCCAGCCUUUCCUGGCAUUGGGGAUAGACCUGGAAAUGGUGACUGAGCAUGGAUGCACUCCACUCAUGGGUGCUAUCGAAAAUUGGUGGAACAUAGAGGAAAGCUCAUCGGCAAUUGAUUUGAUCGAAGCUGGAGCAAACGUUCACGCGAUUGAUCACAGCGGAAACACCCCCCUGCAUCAUGCCAUCAUUCAUGGCAAUGUACGCAUCACCAAAGUUCUCUUGGAGCGAUCAGCAUCAGUGUCGAAACGCAACAAUGAAGGAUGCACGCCCAUGGGUGAAGCCUUGAGACUUUAUACCUGUGAGAACUCGCGAACUCGAUGGUAUAGCAUCAUAAAUCUCCUCUUGAGUGCGGGAUCAAACCCACUAGAGGUUCUCACGGAUGGCAGAACGGCGCUUCAUUGCAUUGCCACUGUCCUCAUGGAUUCAAGUAACAUUGAUCGAGAGGAGCAAAUUGAGGAGAACGAUGGCGAAGAUCACUUCAACGAGGCAAUGAAGCUAUACCAAAUUUUCCUUGACGCAGGAUGUGACCGCGAGGCGCGUGACAACAAGGGAAAUACUCCUAUUUUCUAUUACGUGAAUGCGCCAAAGGCGUAUCGGGGUCAUGACUUUCCUGAUUUUGCUCGUCCGCGUCACACGAAUCCCGAUGACUAUGCGAAAAUGUUUUCGGAGCAUGAUAUCAACAAGUCCAACAACGAUGGCGAUACACUGUUGCACGUUAUUGCUGGUCGAGAGGAAAGCCUCUGCGACGCAGACGAGGGCGAAGAGUUGUUUCAGGCUCUUGUGGACUUGGGACUGAGUCCUUGGAAGGAGAAUAGUAGUGGCAAGACGGCUUUGGAUGUUGCUGCGAGUCAAGAAAAGACGGAGAUUUUGGCUUUGUUUGCUCGUGACGAAUGA
Penicillium maclennaniae is the source of this 2775-nucleotide messenger RNA. RefSeq lists its product as uncharacterized. Gene Ontology annotation, cellular component: cytoplasm. Gene Ontology annotation, molecular function: protein binding. Bases 1 to 2775 code for a protein of 924 amino acids. The transcript has a single exon. NCBI's taxonomy places the organism in Eukaryota, Fungi, Ascomycota, Eurotiomycetes, Eurotiales, Aspergillaceae. The record is from RefSeq and is a predicted model, not a curated record.